AUGGGAAGUGGUCAUGGAAAGGCGGGUCAACCCGUUGAGUUACAGGGAAUACCAGAGGCAUGGGGCAAUGGGACGAACAAGAAGGAGGUGUCGAAGAAGACAACGUCGCCAAGUCCAGCGAUGGAGAAAGUUAUAUCAUUAGGGGCUGAGGACAUCAAAAUCGAAUCUGUGGAAGAAGACGGGACAAAGGAGAAUACUUUGCCAGAAAUGAAAGAAAAUGGGACCCUCAGGGAUACCGGUCAAGCUAGUCAUGCUAGUACUAGUAGUGCGAACACGAUCGAGAUAUUAGGUGGCAACAAAACACCUGCCGAACCCGUAGUUGAUGUAUCUAUCACGAGUCGACGUCCGAUGAGGACUAGGAGUGGUUCCCCAAGGCCCAAGUCCGACGGCAACACCAGGUCCUGGAACGCUGGGUCACUGGAUGCUGAAGAGGGGUCUAGUCAUAUGUCGGUGACCUCCUAUAACUUGACGCAGACCAUCCGCAGCAGUUGUCGAUCCUCUAAGUGCCUUCUGGAUUACUCCGAUCUGAUGUUCAAAGAAAUUUGCGAUACUGGAGUCGGAGUAGACGCCCUCUACGAUCAGCUGUACCGUAAACCCACCAUGUCCAUGCUGUUGGGAUGCUCCUGUUCGGACGUGUCGAAGAGAGUGGGCCAGAUCCUGCCCUAUUGGAACGUGGUCAUGGUCUCGUACGGGUCUACAUCAGUGGCCCUCACCGAUCAGGAGUAUUAUCCGACCUUCUUCCGGACAGUGACCCCCGAUUCCUCCCACAAUGCAGCACGAGCUUCCUUUAUUGAGUACUUUAAAUGGAACAUGGUUGCCAGUCUCAGUCAGGAAGAAGAACUGUUCUCGCUGGCCCAGACCAAGAUGAGCAAGUACUUUGAGAGCGAUACGAACAUCACUUUCUCGGCUGUAUUAAGUUUCGUGGAUGACCCCGGGCCGCAGAUACAGCAAUUAGAAGAGAAAGAUGCCCGUAUCAUUAUCGGAAGUUUUCAAGAGGACGCUGCCAGGGCUGUCUUCUGUGAGGCCUACAAGCGGGGCCUGUAUGGGGCAAAGUACGUUUGGCUUCUCGUAGGUUGGUACAUGCGAGACUGGUGGCUGGUCGAGGACGAUCGCAUCGACUGCACACCCGAGGAGCUCACCGAGGCCGUCGAGGGCUACUUCGCUGUCGACAGCAUGGAUACCAACGUCGAUGACCGGAUGUCGGUCUCGGGCUUGACCUCAUCGGAGUUCCGAGAGGAGAUGAAGCAGCGUGGAAUCGAGCACCUCUCCACUCACGCCGCUCAGACCUACGAUGCCGUCUGGACCAUCACGCUCGCCCUCAAGGAGGCCAUGCAGAUAGUCACGGAACCGACGCCGAGCAACGCAUCGAUCCUGACGACGACGACGACGACGGUGAUGAGCGACGUCGGGUCCGCGGAGUUCUCGUACACGGAUGAAGGCAUGAAGGAUGCGCUGAUCGACAUCAUGUCCGAAGUAAAAUUCACCGGUGUUUCGGGUCCUGUUUCGUUCGCUGGUCCAGAUCGAUUUGGUAUUACCACAUUCCGGCAAAAUCAAGGUGGAGAAUUAAAACGGGUCGCUUUGUAUUUCCCAGAGAGUGAGCUGCUAGACUUUGAGACGGAGGGGACUGUGCCAAUCAACUGGGCCGGUGGUUUUAUACCAGUCGACCACCUGAUCGUUCUCGACAAGCCUAUUCGGAUCAACUCAGCUGCAUUCCUGUCGAUCUCCGUCCUGACCGUCUUCGGGAUCCUCCUCGCUUUCCUCUUCCUAGCAUUCAACAUCAAGUACAGGAAAACAAAGUACAUCAAACUAUCGAGCCCCAACCUGAACAACAUCCUGGUUGUGGGUUGUAUUGCGGUCUACUCGGCCAUUCUCAUGAUGGGCCUCGACGGGGAUAAAGUCUCGGAUGUUGUUUUUGCUCCUCUCUGCACGAUCCGCACAUCGUUCCUAGCGGUCGGAUUCUCCAUGGCGUUCGGAUCUAUGUUUGUCAAGACCUAUCGGGUAUAUCAUAUCAUUACACAUGCUAUGAGCAGAGUCAUCAAAAGAAAAAUGCUGCACGAAUCAACGUUAUUCCUCAUGAUCGGAGUUUUGCUAUUACUGGAUGUCAUUCUUAUUGCACUGUGGGUAAUACUGGAUCCCAUGUACCGACAAGAAAAACGCCUGAAUGUCGAGGUUUCAGACGACGGCACGCGCGCGUACGUGCCCGUCAUCGAAGAAUGCACGUCGUCGCACCAGAGCAAAUGGCUGGUCGCUCUCUACUCCUACAAGGGCCUUCUACUUCUCUUCGGCGUCUUCCUCGCCUGGGAGACGCGCAACGUCAAGAUCCCCGCCCUCAACGACUCCCACUACAUCGCCGUCUGCGUGUACAACGUGGUCAUCAUGAGCGUGCUCGCCGUCGUGGUCAACAACUGGGUCAUCCAGGGUAACCAUCGGACGAUGUCCUUCAUGCUCGUGUCUCUCUGUAUCUGUAUUACUACCACUGCCACGCUGUGUCUACUUUUUGUGCCAAAGCUCCAUGCAAUAAGAAUAAGUGUGAGCAAUGACCCGGUCACCAGGUCGGUAGGGUUAGAGGUCAAAGGUCGAACCCGUCGCUUUGUGAUGGACGAAUCGACGGAGCUAAAGGAGAGCAUCUAUAGAGCUGAAAUUCAUAUACGAGCAUUCAGAAGAGAAAAUAGAAAACUUGAUUCCAAAAUAGCCGAGCUGGAAGGUGUACUACGCAUGCUCGAACGAGAGGAGCAAUACCGUCUAGGUCAUCUAAGUGAAUUUGACCUGGACACAUCAGGGAAAGAACAUGAAUUACAAAUGCUGCUACACUUACCAGAGACUCCCAUAGACAAUCAAGAAUCGUGUGCGGUUAAUCGAUUCGAACAGGAAUACAAGCGGAUAGUGACUCAAAACCUGAAUUCGGUUAGUGGUGGUGGUGGUGGACGGACCGAGGAGCGACCGGGUAAAACCGAAACCCGGCGACGGACAUCAGUGUUGCCUUUCAGAGGUCUGGGGAAGGAGAACAGUUUCACGCAUACGCCGCUCAUGGCGAGGUUUAGUACGGAUACCGACGAGACCAAUUCGGAUAUCUGUCCUGAUUUGGAUACGGAGAGGAGCACGGUUGUGGAACGGUCGUAUGGAACGUUACGCGGGACAAGCAGCGCGGGAAGCAGUGAAAGUUUGUCUUCGAAACUCAGGGCGAUUAGCGAUGGCGGUGUCGGCAUGAUUGGGGAUAGUAAAGGAAAGAGGACAAACGACGUGGACGAGGAAGACGAGACGGAGAUCGAGAAUAACGACCAGGAGGACGCCGACGAGACGUCCGUUCUCGCGUACCGCCGAAGCAGCAGCGCGGCUAACCGCGGUAGCAACAAGGAUAUCCCCGGUACUUCAGAAACAGCUGACAAAGAAGACCCUGAUGAAAGGACACUCAUAACAGAAAUGCAAGACCUUCAGCUUCGGCUAUUGCAAUUAAAUGGCAAAGCCAAUAUGAUCUACUACGUAUAAUAUAUCGCGUUUCUAAGCAAUGACUUUCUUCAAAGUACUUCACCUCACGGUGACUGAUGAUUAUAUCUCUUCGUUUUUUGUACUGUGGUGUUUCAAUAUAUUGUCAUAAAUUUUUUGCAAAAAAAGUAUAAUACUUGUCAUAUAAUGUAUAGAUUCUUUUUAUAGAAACAAAAUGUUUCAUAUCAUUAUGAGAUGGUAUUUGAUGCCAUCUUCAAUCUGAAAUCGAGGAGGAUAUCUUUUUAUACUGUGAUCUAUUACCGACAUGUUUACAUUAUUUUAUAUUGUAUUGAAGUACUAAUACCCAGUGUUCUUUGUUUUAUUGACAGACUGUGUUUCUUGAAAUUGCAUUGCGUAGGUCAAGCUCCCUCUCUCUAAUAAUGACGGAAUAUUACCUUCUUUUGAGUUUCAAUUUGAUUACAUUAAUGACAGAGUAAUUUACAACGAAGGGGAUAUUCUACAUUCUUAAAUAUUUAUUUCUUGAUCAUUUUAAAAAAUCCUAAACUAACCUGUUUGUUGCAUAGUAGGAUAUGAACUGUCUUUGCAAGGCCUCGGAAGUUUAGGACGCAAGCAAAUCAACGACGAUUUGAACCCAACAUGACCCGAACCGAACCCGA
Strongylocentrotus purpuratus (purple sea urchin) is the source of this 4100-nucleotide messenger RNA. RefSeq names its product gamma-aminobutyric acid type B receptor subunit 2. The coding region runs from base 1 to 3486 and encodes 1161 amino acids. NCBI's taxonomy places the organism in Eukaryota, Metazoa, Echinodermata, Echinoidea, Camarodonta, Strongylocentrotidae. Gene Ontology annotation, molecular function: G protein-coupled GABA receptor activity. The record is from RefSeq and is a predicted model, not a curated record. Gene Ontology annotation, cellular component: membrane; G protein-coupled receptor heterodimeric complex. The transcript is spliced from 17 exons. Gene Ontology annotation, biological process: G protein-coupled receptor signaling pathway; gamma-aminobutyric acid signaling pathway.